CACAGGCGCCUUUGUUUCUCUCUCAGCUCCAACCUGAACAUCAAUGACGUCCUGGGCAAUUACUCACUGACGCUCGUGGACGCGCUGGACACGCUGGCAAUCAUGGGAAAUUCAUCUGAGUUCCAGAAGGCGGUCAAGUUGGUGAUCAACACCGUGUCAUUUGACAAAGAUUCCACCGUGCAAGUCUUCGAGGCCACCAUCAGGGUCCUGGGCAGCCUCCUGUCCGCCCACCGGAUAAUCACGGACUCCAAGCAGCCCUUCGGCGACAUGACCAUCAAGGACUACGACAACGAGCUGCUGCACAUGGCACACGACCUGGCCGUGCGGCUCCUGCCGGCCUUUGAAAACACCAAGACGGGGAUUCCCUAUCCCCGGGUGAACCUGAAGACGGGCGUCCCCCCCGACAGCAAUAACGAGACCUGCACGGCCGGCGCCGGGUCCCUGCUGGUGGAGUUCGGGAUGCUGAGCCGGCUGCUGGGGGACUCCACGUUCGAGUGGGUGGCCCGCCGCGCAGUGAAGGCCCUGUGGAGCCUCCGGAGCAGCGGCACGGGGCUGCUAGGCAACGUCGUCAACAUUCAGACGGGCCACUGGGUGGGCAAGCAGAGCGGCCUGGGCGCGGGGCUGGACUCCUUCUACGAGUACCUCCUCAAGUCCUACAUCCUCUUCGGGGAGAAGGAGGACCUGGACAUGUUCAACGCCGCCUACCACAGCAUCCAGAGCUACCUGCGCCGGGGCCGGGAAGCCUGCAACGAGGGCGAAGGGGACCCCCCGCUGUACGUCAACGUGGACAUGUUCAGCGGGCGGCUGAUGAACACGUGGAUGGACUCGCUGCAGGCCUUCUUCCCGGGGCUGCAGGUCCUGAUAGGAGACGUGGAAGAUGCCAUCUGCCUGCACGCCUUCUACUACGCCAUCUGGAAGCGCUACGGGGCGCUCCCCGAGCGGUACAACUGGCAGCUGCAGGCCCCCGACGUCUUCUUCUACCCGCUGCGGCCGGAGCUGGUGGAGUCCACCUACCUCCUCUACCAGGCGACCAAGAACCCCUUCUACCUCCACGUGGGCAUGGACAUCCUGCAGAGUCUGGAGAAGUACACGAAAGUCAAGUGUGGGUACGCCACGCUGCACCACGUCAUCGACAAGUCCAAGGAGGACCGGAUGGAGAGCUUCUUCCUCAGCGAGACCUGCAAGUACCUGUACCUGCUGUUUGAUGAGGAGAACCCGGUGCACAAGUCCGGCACCAGGUACAUGUUCACCACCGAGGGGCACGUGGUGUCGGUGGACAGGCACCUGCGGGAGGCGCCGUGGAAGGAGUUCUUCCCCGACGAGCGCGGGCACGCAGCCGGGUCCUCUCUGCGCAGGCCGGCGGCUCCCGACCUGAAAGUCAUCAACUCCAGCUCCAACUGCAACCGCGUGCCCGACGAGCGGAGGUACUCCCUGCCCCUGAAGAGCGUCUACAUGCGCCAGAUUGACCAGAUGGUCGGCCUGAUUUGACCUGCGCUGGCUGCUCUGUGGGCCCCGCUGAGCCCGGACCAAACACCGCGUCCAGGCCACGCCUGGCCACACCCGGCCCCGCGUGAGGUGGAGGCGUGAGCUGGAGGCCGGAGUCUGGCCGGCCAAGUGCCGCAGCAGUUCUGUCCGGCUCCUCGCCCACAUCCAUACAGUCCUGCUUCCUUUAGUGUUUCUCUUCUGUUCAAUAAAAUGCCCUGUUUCUCACGGAUGUAA
Myotis lucifugus (little brown bat) is the source of this 1719-nucleotide messenger RNA. It is a transcript of the gene EDEM1, whose product is annotated as ER degradation enhancing alpha-mannosidase like protein 1. The annotation marks the transcript as partial. The record is from RefSeq and is a predicted model, not a curated record. The transcript has 11 exons. NCBI's taxonomy places the organism in Eukaryota, Metazoa, Chordata, Mammalia, Chiroptera, Vespertilionidae. Gene Ontology annotation, biological process: carbohydrate metabolic process; endoplasmic reticulum mannose trimming; mannose trimming involved in glycoprotein ERAD pathway. Gene Ontology annotation, molecular function: calcium ion binding; mannosyl-oligosaccharide 1,2-alpha-mannosidase activity. Gene Ontology annotation, cellular component: endoplasmic reticulum; membrane.